Molecule: messenger RNA, 6150 nt
Organism: Carcharodon carcharias (great white shark)
Lineage: Eukaryota; Metazoa; Chordata; Chondrichthyes; Lamniformes; Lamnidae
Exons: 3
Coding region: 67-1311 (414 amino acids)
Source: RefSeq, a predicted model, not a curated record
UCCCACAGAUGCAAUCAUAGGUUUCUGUCCCAGUCAUUGCUGAUAGCCCCCAGGAAACGGAGAAGAAUGAUCACAAUAAUACUCUACUCGUUCUGGGUGAUGAACUACAUUUGGUUAGAGAUAUUGCUGGUACCAGUUACUGGGCAGUCAACUAUUGGUGAUGGAGAACCAGAAGUUUCAAAUUCUCUUCAGAAGUAUUUAGUGGCUGCUCUUGUCCUGCUGGUUAUACUACUGUUAGUAUGUGUUGCAGCAAUCUUUGGAAUAACUCUCAUCUACAUUAAACUCAGUCAGAUCGGGAAAAUAUUGUCAGAAAAAGAUGACGAGACGUAUGCACAGAUUGGUACUAACCUGGCUCAAUUUACACAAGUGAGGAAAGAUAAGGACUUGACCAAUACUAAUGGGAAUGUGAAAGGAAACAACAGCGUCGGACAAGUGGAAAUUGACAAUGAACAUGACACAGAAGAGAGGUCAAGCAGGAGCUCUUAUCUCAAGUCUCCUGAUGGGACAGUUCAAGCCACCCCAUUUAAGUCUGCCAACAAAGCAAAGCUUGGCAUGAAUUCAUCAAAAGACUCCAAUGCCAAUGGAUUCAGAGGGGAUAGCCGGUUAACAGAGAAUAUUCCUAAAUAUUCCUCACCACCGUCUUACAACAAUGCUAUCAGGAAUGGUUCACGAAAUCCUGCAACACAAAUGGAUAAAGCAAAUGGGAACCAUGAAAAUCUAACUCAUGGAGAGUUGAAUAAUUCCCAGGGGAAUGUGCUUCAACAAUCAACAGAGUUGAGAACUUUCAACCAUGCUGCAAACAGUGGCUCUGUUGUCACCCAAAUUAAUCAGAAAACUGCAAAAAAGCCUAAAACUGAAGCAGGGCAUUUGGAGGCAAACGUCCCAGAGCACUCUUCUCCUGACGCAAGUAUUUACGCAAUUUAUGAUGUGCCACGACCUUGCUUGUGUUCCUCGAUGUGCCGUGGUGUAGUCUGGCAUACAUCAACUUUCCAACACAACACUCUGAAGCGCUCCUUAAGUGAAAUAGGCCCCUCUGCCUUUGAACUACCACUUGAAAUGCUUCAGGAUAACAAGUAUGCCGUGCCUCGACCUGUGACCUUCCCAAACCAUGUAAACUAUGAAGCUGAUUUUAAGAAUCUGGAGAAAUCUUCAUCCAAGGACUCUGGCGUCCUGUCAUAUGUGGAUUCCCAGUUGCUAGAUUUGAUCCCUGAGGGAAAUGAACCUCAUCUUGACUCAAAAAGUAAUCUCGAAAACAAACAAAGACAAGUAGCAGAUAAGGAAUCCACUGGUGACACGAGUUCAUUUAUUUAAUAGAAUUGUAAAUUAGGAGUCCCAAACAUACAUAAAAUGAGUAACGUGCCUUUAAAGUUCAAAAGAAGGAAUUGCCCUGUGCACUUUCUUAAGACAUGAAAGAUAGCAAGUGUUGAACUUUUGUUAGCAAUCCACAUGUACCCCGUUUGUACAUUUAAUUUAUUACUGGUGAUAAGUUCAGCUAAUUUGUGUUUAUUAAGUGAAAAUUUGCUAAUUUACUAACUUCUGUCAAUAAGCAAAGAGGUUAUGCAUCUGUAGCAAAUAACUUCUAACUCCCAAAUAGCAGGAACGAAUGGCACAAGAAUGGGAGAUAAUUAUUUCCACUGGUCUAACAACUUAUUAGAAGAUAAUAAGAGAGUCUAGAGCACUCAAUCAAAUAGCAAAACAAUUAUUUUGAAGCAGAUCAACUGGAAAAGUUGGGACUCUGCACUCUGCCACCUCAUUUGUAUUAUGACAUUUAUCAUGCAUAAAUAUCAAUUAUAUAUAAUUGACCUGAAGCUUAAGUUACAUGGCAUAUUACAAAAUUGUGGUGUCCAAUUCUGAGCAUCACAUUUUGGAAAAGAUGUUGAGGCCUAGGCAAGGGUACAGAGGUGAUUUACCAGAAGAAAACCUGGGAUUUCAAGUACCUGGGAAGACUAGAGAAGUUGAGGUUGUUCUCCAGAGAAAGCUAAGGGACGAGCUAAUAGUGAUGUUCGAAAUUAUGAAGUGUUUUGGUAGGGCGAAUGGGGAGAGAUUAUUUCCACUGGUAGGAAGUAACCAAGGGACUAAGAUAAUUAGGAAGAUAAGUGGGGAGAACUUCUUUUUACUCAGCAAGUUGGUAAGAUCUGGAAUGCACUGCAUGAAAACCCCACCACCCUACCCUCAACUUUGGCAUCUGCAUACCUACAGUCUGCCUCUCACUCAAAUCAGACAGGAAGUGGUAAUUGGCUGUUAGGUGGGUACAUUAUUUUUGGGAACUGGAGGCUAUUACAGAGGAACAAAAAAAUGCCCCCUGGCACUUAGGUAAGUCAUCAGGAAGGGGUUUCAGGACCGUCUUAUAAUCAAGGAAGGGAUAACCCAGGGCAAGGGAAGUCUAACCUUACCUUGGUCAUGUCUUGUAGGAGCAUUUUAUGGCCUUGCUCCUCUUCCUGUGAGUUUCACCAGGUGAGAAAGCUAUAAUGCCUUCUCUGCUAAUGUCACAGGUUAAAAUUGGAAUCAAGGGUUAUCAGACCCCGAUCUGCAUACUUAAAGAAAAUCCAUACUAAUGACAUCUUUGCCACCUGCUCACAAAGGCAGGCUGACAGAGAAAUCAGUGGGAAUAGAGAGGGUCACAAGCAGUUAAGUAUACUAUCAGAGUUAAUUGCCUGCUCUCAACAUCACUCCCUUCUUCCUGCCAGACAGAUAGGAUUAAAAUCAUCUCUGCUAAACGCAUUAAGCAAUUGGUAUCUAAAAAUAUUUCCCUGCAGAUAAUGCACAGUGUAGACCCAGAUAUCCACAAUUCUUAUGUUCAUAUCUUUGCACACCAUUUAUCCCCAAAAGUAUCCAAGUCAUCUAGUGGAGAAGUCAUUGUCAUCUCUGAGACUGAGGAAGAAAACAGUUCAAAUGAAGACUGAAAGAUAUCUGCCAGUAACAGAGAGCCAAAAUCUGAGGAAGAAAUAUAAAAAUGCUGACAGCUGCAUUACAGGAUGUUGUAUCCUCCACAGGACCAUUUUUGUUCAAAGAAUUAUCUAAGGAUGUUCUUACACCACAGCAAUCAGCCCAACUUGCAGCAGGGCAGAACUGGCUUCAAAUUUCCUGGCUCCUGCCUUGCUAGAAUGGGUAAAGCUCUUUGUAAACAAAUCGAAAAUGUAAAUGUUGAGAGACAAAUGGAGAGAGUUGAAUUCCUGCUCAAAAUUGAAGCGAGGUUAGGUGGGUUUACAAAAUGUCCCUGAGGUCCAAUGAAACCCCUAAGUACUUUACAACUUCAUUACUCAGUGAAUGGUUAGAAUGUGGUACUGGCUACCACAAGGAGCAGUUGACCCAUAUAGCAUAGAUACAUUUAAGGAGAAGCUAAACAAGGACGUGAGGGAGAAAGUAAUAGAAAGUUACACUGAUAGGGUUAAAUGAAGAAGAAUGGGAGGAGGUUCAUGUGAUGCAAAAUAUCAACAUGGACAAGUUGGGAUGUGGUCUGCUUCUGUGCUGUGAAUUCUAUGUGAAUCAGAUUUGACACUGCAGCAGAUUUGCAAUCCAUGCAGUGUCAAACCACAAUGAUCUAUGAUUGCCAUAUUCAUGGAGCCACAUCUCGAUGUUUCCUGAAGCCAGCUAAGACACUGGGUGGAACGUUGUGUCCUCUCCCAUGGCGGGUUUGGAGGCAGGGGGACAUUUAAUUGGGCGGGUGAGAACCCUGCUGCUUUCCCAUCCCCAUCCCAAUUAUGCCCGGGAUGGAAAGGCCCAUGGUCAGCCUUCCCAACCUGCUGCCAAUUGAUGCCCUUGUGUGGUCAAUUAAUACCUAUUUAAGGGCCUCAUCCAACAGUCACUGUUACUAACCUGGCAACAGACAGGGGCCUCACCUUGCGGGGAGCACAACAAGCAAAUCCACAUGAGGUUGUUCGCAGGCUCCCAAGGAGUUCACUGGUUCAAAGGCAUUCAGUGCCUGAUCAAGGGACCCAGGCCACCCCCUGUCCUGAUUUCCACCUCCCCUCGCCUGUGAACCCCAUCGCCUGUACUUCCUCCUGCCAUCACUCACUUCUGGCCUGGGAUCCAGCAACAGUCCUAGGCCUGUUAGUUGUUGUACCAGCAGUGCAGUGGCUGCUGCCAUUAAGUAGAAUUGGAGGCCUCUGAUUGACCAGCAGUUCUUGGAUCCUUGAUCCCAGGGAAUGCCCACCGCUGGUCUGUCAAGUGUCUGAGUGGCACAAAGCGUGCUGGGACAUUCCAAAAAGAGGUGACAUGGGGGUCUCACUAGCUCUCCAGCUAGCAGCCAUAACCACCGACACCUCCACAACGUUCCACCCUAGCUCUAAAAUUACAGUCAGUUUAUCAUCAGUGCAAAGCUGAAAUGACUUACCACCAAUGGUAAACUUGCAUCCCAAAGGACAUGAAAGAAUGUUGGACAUGGAGAAGCAUUUAUGCUCAGCGCCAGCAUAAUAAUUAAGUCUGUGCAGCCUAGCUCAAUCCAAUUUCAAAAUCUCACUGAGGGAGGAACAAUUCUGCAAUCUCUAGAUCAUUGGCCAGUGAUCUCUGCUGGAACAUGUUAGUGUGUGCAUGUUGCUAAAGGGAGGGAUAAGGUUCAGCAAUGACAUUCCUCACCUGUGUUUUUUUUAAUCAAUAGUUCUAUGUGAGGGGUGAAGAUCCAGGGUACCAAGCACCACCAAGCAUGAAAAAAGUAGCCUAACAGACUUAAUAAAUUACAUGGUGAUUAAGUUGAGUAGUCAGAUGGCACACCAGACCUAAAAAUCCUCGGGCAUGUUUUGUUGACAAAAUGCAGCACAUCGAAUGCAAGCAACCUUUGCUCCUGACCCUCUGAGGUGGUUUGGGAGGUUAUAUAAGUUAAACUACAGGUGGGCACUUGCAUCACUAUGGAGACAAUUUGGGCACCUACCUGAGGAAAAUGGAAGGAGGAAGCAGAAAAAGAUUGUAAGAGGCUCACGAUCAGUGAGGGGAGACUUCGGCCUGAGUGAGACAAAGACCGAGUGAGUAUACUUGGGAAUUUGGUUCAAAGUAGGAAUUCAACUGGUAAAUUGUUUUCAAGUUCAAAUUUGGAGUAAGAGUCAAGUUCUGACUGAGAACAAACAACCCAGAAAUUAAGUAGCCUAGUUAAAUAGGCAACUGUCUUAGUGGCAGUUAACUGUCCAUCACCCAAAAGCCCUUUGCCUGAAUAGGGCCUAAAUUAGAUGCUGAUAACUGUAGCAGGAAGCUAGGCUAAAGAGUGACUCAUCACAGAUCUAGAUAAGAAAGGGACUUUUUAAGCGCAUGAUCAGUAAGAGGUGCACAAUCAGUGAGGGGAAACUUCAGCCUGAGUGAGACAGAGACCAAAUAAAUAUAUUAGGGAAUUUGGUUCAAAGUGGGAAUUUGGUGUAUGGGGGAUUAAGGUGCUUUAGGUAAGGUUUACUGUAAGAAGUGUGACUUAGAAUGGAGUGCUGGGACUUGGGUAAUUAAGGGAGUUAGGGAAGUAAGGAAGGGAAAAGGUGCUCUUUUUCUUUCUGCUUUCUAAUUUUCUCAGCCUUCAGCAAGUGGCCGCACUCUACAACAGGAGAAGAAGUUGUUAUUCGGUGAGUAAUUGGUAAGUGACUAUUCUAUUCUUAAGGUUCAAAAUAGUCUAGCAACUGGUGGCAAGGUUAAUAAAAUAUAUAAAAACAAAAGUAAAACAUAUAAUUGAAUAAAAUAAUAAAGUAGUUAAUUAGAACACAUAACAGAUGUCAGGAUGAUAUGUCACAGCUGUAGCAUAUGGGAGCUCCUGGAUGCCUGUUUGAUCCAGGGCAAACAUGUCUGCAGUAAGUGUUUGAAGUUGAGCAGCUUUGGCUCAGAGUUUAUGAGCUAGGGGCUGAACUAUAGGCACUGCAACGCAUCAGGGAGGGGGAAAGUUACCUGGAUUCUUUGUACCAGGAGGCAGUCACACCUCUUAGGACAGGGUCUUCUGAUUUGGUCAGUGGUCAGGGACAGGAGAAUGUGACUGCAAAUGAGGCAGGUAAGGAGACUCAGGGCAGGAGUGCAGGAGCCUCGGCCCUUGCAAUUGUCCAACAGGUUUGAGCUUUUUUCAGCUUGUUUGGAUGAGAGUGGGGCUGCAUGGUGGUUGAGCUAACUAGCCAAGGCACCGUGGUACAGGAAGCCAUUCAAGUGAGGGGGCCAAAAAGGAAUGUAGUGGUAGUAGGCGGAUAGUAUAGU